This is a messenger RNA of Otolemur garnettii (small-eared galago), 1359 nucleotides long. It is a transcript of the gene BTNL2, whose product is annotated as butyrophilin like 2. Gene Ontology annotation, biological process: T cell receptor signaling pathway; regulation of cytokine production. Gene Ontology annotation, cellular component: external side of plasma membrane. The record is from RefSeq and is a predicted model, not a curated record. The coding region runs from base 1 to 1359 and encodes 452 amino acids. The transcript has 6 exons. NCBI's taxonomy places the organism in Eukaryota, Metazoa, Chordata, Mammalia, Primates, Galagidae. Gene Ontology annotation, molecular function: signaling receptor binding.
AUGGUGAACUUCCCAGGGUCCAGUCUGUGUGCUGUGGCCGCCUCCUUCUUCUUCGUCCUGCUGACCGUGAGGCAGUCAGAUGACUUUAGGGUGCUUGGCCCUGGUGGACCUAUCCUGGCCAGAGUCGGGAAAGAUGUCCUGCUAACCUGUCACAUCCUCCCCAAGAGGACGGCGAUGCACAUGGAAGUGCGGUGGUACCGCUCCGAGCCCGACACGCCUGUGUGUGUCCUCCGGGAGGGGGCAGAGGUGACCGAGGUGCAGAUGGAGGAGUACAGAGGCCGGGUAGAGUGGAUGGAGGACGGCGUUGCUGAGGGACACAUGACUCUGAAGAUACGCAACGUCCAGCCGUCUGACAGUGGGCAAUACUGGUGCCGUUUCCAGGAGGGAGACUUCUAUGCAGAAGCAAGCUUGCUGCUGGAGGUAGCAGGUCUGGGCUCUGCCCCCAACAUCCACUUGGAGGGAUCUGUGGAUGUCCAGCUUGUGUGCACAGCAAAGGGCUGGUUCCCAGAGCCCCAGGUUUAUUGGGAAGAUCUCUGGGGAGAGGAGUUGCUGACCAUGUUUGAGCAUCAUGUCCAGGAUGAAGAUGGCUUGUUCUACGUGGAAGAUACUCUUGUGGUCAGGAAUGCCUCUGCAGAGAGUGUGUCCUGCAUCAUCCACAACCCCAUCCUCACUGAGGAGAAGAGGUCAGUCAUCGACAUCCCAGAGAAACUCCAGACUGAGCUGGCUUUCUUAAAAGUGAUUGGGCCUUCUCAGCCCAUCCUUGUCAGAGUGGGAGAAGACACACAGUUGACCUGUUACCUGUCCCCCGAGGUUAAUGCAGAGAGCAUGGAGGUGAGGUGGGUCCGAUCUCACCGUUACCCUGCUGUGCAUGUGCAUGUGGAUGGGGACCCUGUGGCUGGAGAGCAGAUGGCGGAGUAUAGAGGAAGGACGGUGUUGGUGAGUGACGCCAUCCAGGAGGGCAGACUGACCCUGCAGAUACUCAGUGCCAGACCUUCAGAUGAUGGGCAGUACCGCUGCCUUUUUGAAAAAGAUGGUGUCUACCAAGAGGCUGGUGUGGAUCUAAAGGUGGUAGCUCUGGGCUCUUCCCCGCUGAUCACCAUGGAGAGGCUGAAGGAUGGAGACGCACAGCUGAUGUGCUCUUCCCACGGGUGGUUCCCACAGCCGCAUGUGCAGUGGAAGGACAGGGACGGGAAGCCAAUACCAGCGUUUUCUGAGACCGUGACUCAAGACAGCCAUGGGCUGUUCCACGUGGAGACAUUUCUGGUCACAAACAUCUCUGCUGUAAAGGUGACUUGUUCCCUCAGCAGCCCCCUUUUAGGGGAGGAGAAAGCAGCCACUUUUUCUCCCUCAGGUUGGUGA